AUGAAGCUCACUCUCACCAUCAUAACUGCUCUGGCGUCCGCCUCGCAAGUCUUGGCUGUACCAGCAACAAAAAAGGCCACUGCAGAAAAGUGCUACCCUCUUGAUACCACUUUCCAACUCAACGUUCCUCAUGGCUCGACCGAACUACCUCUGAUCAACUAUGGCGGCUACAUGUGGAAGAUUCCUAAGGCUGCUGUGAGAGGAACACUGGUCUCAUUCUUCGGCAACUUUCAGAACAACCAGACCACUUCUUCUCAAAUCACUACCGUCUCCAAUUCUACCACUGUCGAGGGUGGAGACUCCUCGAGCAGCGCCACUGGAUUUGCAAAUGGAACGACAAUCGUCACGACCACAUUCUCAAGCGGCAAUGCAUCCAGUGCCGCUGUCGGUGCACAAGAUACUUCAAGCAGCACUUCGACUUCAUCUUCUGGCAACGGAAACUCGACUGCUAUCGCCAAUGCAGUAGGCCAAGUCACCAUCCUGACAAACGCCACAGUAGCAGACGCCUCGAAUGCCCAAUCAGUACAAAACGAAAGGGAAGCGGCAGCAGCAACCUCUUGUGCCGCCGAUAAUGACGGUGCAUCUGCCUCCGCCGACGAAAUCACCACUGUCACAUUCACAACCGCCAACGGCACCAAGAUCGACAGUGUAGCUUAUGCAGCCUGUUCAGCAGGUGUAGUAGCACCUUCGACAGCAGGUAGUGGAAGUAGUUCUUCUGGCAGUCAGGCAAGCGUUAGCCAGGUAUCUGCAAGCGUUACCUGCGAUGGAACGACUACUACUGUUGUGGAUGACGAGACUUCUUAUGCUAUUACGGUCAAGGGCAGCUUCUGCCAGCAGUCUGGAUUCUCAGGAGCUAUUGUUGGACAGAGGGUUGCUCAUGCUGAGGCUGAAUGUUAGAAUGAGUAAUCAUUUUGAGUAAAGGGACAUGAAUAGCAAAAUUUACAACGACAAUAAGGGCCAGUGCGAUUGACUGUGCAUGCUUCGAGCAAACGCUGGAUCUCUGCGGCC
Messenger RNA from Aureobasidium pullulans EXF-150, 1008 nucleotides. RefSeq lists its product as uncharacterized. The transcript is spliced from 2 exons. Lineage: Eukaryota; Fungi; Ascomycota; Dothideomycetes; Dothideales; Saccotheciaceae. The coding region runs from base 1 to 897 and encodes 298 amino acids. The record is from RefSeq and is a predicted model, not a curated record.